Molecule: messenger RNA, 2307 nt
Organism: Ectocarpus sp. CCAP 1310/34
Lineage: Eukaryota; Phaeophyceae; Ectocarpales; Ectocarpaceae
Source: the annotation of a GenBank genome assembly
GGAUUUGAGAGAGCCACCGCGUGCAGCAGCACACUAAGCACUCAGCGCCCGGCACCCUUUAGCAGCAUGACAUAGGGACCAAACUACCAUCUCAGGUUUCAUCUCCACAUCUUGACCCUGUUGAACCAAUCUCCUUGUCACCACCAGCUGGAGAGAGAGAGAGAUCAAGAGAGCGCGAAGUGGAGGAGGUGGAAAACCCGCAGCAGCCGUAGCAGCAGCAGCAACGAGGCACGGCCGGAGCCGCGGCUGUUGACUCUGUGCCAGCAGCAGCAGGAGAGAGAAGCAGUCGACGGCACCACACCAUGGAACAGCUCAAGCAUUUUUUGGGUGAACUGUCCGCACGAACCGUGUCUCUACGGCAUCAACGGCGACUGACGUUUGCUUCCGAGGUGGAGGAGUUGGAAUACGAAGAGGCGCUGGCAAUCUCCCUGGUGUGCUUCUUCCUGAGCAUGGUGGCCUUCUCGUCCGUCUACAGCAUGUGCAAGGCGCGGAGAGCGAGGGAAGGGAUGGGAUACCGGGAGGUGCAGCGACCAGAGAACUCGUUCGAGAUGAUGUCGCUCGGCGGAAGGGACGGCGUUUCGAUGGUCCUGCCCCAGGGAUACUAGGACGAGAGAGACAGGCAGACAACACGCAAGGGACAAGAGAGAAAAAGGGACAGGCACAGAGAGACAGAGAGGGAUGCUGCUGUUGGGGGGUGAAGGCGAAGGCCUUGCCUACGUUUUUUCCGGCUGUGCAACCGUGGGGUGUGGUUGGGAAAGAGGCUGUUGCCGUCGCAGUGGGUUUAGCCACAGGCUUGCUUGCUAGGCUUGGUUGCUUGGUUGGGAAAACCGGGGGUGUAGGUGAGGACCGGGGACGUUCACGUUUGCGAAACGUCUCGAGGUGCCAUUCGAGCGUUGGCCGCGCAUUUCGUUUUCGAAAACGGAGCAUCUUGAGAGAGAUCCCUUGACACGGGCGUGGUGCUCCCUGUGGCUCCGCGAAAUCGGGCGGGGAGAAUUGGAAAGGGUGUGGUGCUGUGCUCGUGCCCUCCCGUGCGGUCUACCGAAUGUCGGGGUGUGCCGUGGCGGCGGCGGAAGCGCCGUUGCCUGUUGGUCGAUUGAUAUAUAUGCGUCAGGGCUACUCUUCCGCCAACCUCGAAAUGCGUAGCACCGGCAAUGGAUGAACGGAGAAACCAGGGUGUGAACGUGAGGAGGGCAAGAAAAUGUAAUUUGAAGGUCUUUGACGUGAUUUAGUUUUCGCGGAUCAGCCUCCUGGGUAGAAGGCGGCGUUCAUCGGGAACCGCUUCGCCGCGGCCACCGCUGCUAUGGUGUGCUUUAUUUUCUCCUUGCCGUGUGUCCCCUUCCACUACGCUCGUUUGGUUCGUCGGCGCACGGCCGCGUAUUGUGCGCUUGUGGUUGGUUGUAUGCCACGAGGCCUUCCGGGUUUCGUCCCCGUCUCUUUCGUUUGUUUGGUCGACCUCGGUUCGCGGUUUGGGCAAACACCCACCUGCGAGUCCAACAUGUACAGGACCCUCGAAGGCCACGAGGGUCCCGGUACACAUCGAGGAACACUUGCUCAGUGUGCAGACGGAAGGACGGAACAUCUCUCUGGAAGUACUCUAGCGUUACGGAAGUAUCAUUCGUGUAAUGCGAGUUGAGGAAAAGGCAUGCAGUUUUCUGAUUGGUAACAAAAAAAUUGCGGCGCAGCUGUUUUUCGGAGGUGACCGAAGAUCCUCGGGAAUUUGGUCUGUGGUGUCGAAGUGUUGCCCGCGCCGAGUUUUUGACAAUCCAACCUUUUGUGCUUGUUUCCAUUCUUGCGACCUCGUGCCCAGACUGGUUUGGACAAGUGAUGCAUCUGCGUGACUCCCCUGCGUAACGCCUACGGAGCUCGUGUUGUGAUGAUUUUAGUUGUCAUGUUGGUUGUCUCGAUUGUUUUUAUUAUUUUGUAGUUUGUUAUGAUCGUGUUAGCAAGCGAUGCGGCGCCGAGAGCGUUGAUCGGUGUUCUCGUUGCGAGACUUUUGGCAUGGUGCACCCCCCCCGCCCAAGGUUUGGUGUCAUUUUGUGGCUCGUUCCCUCUUUGGUCCUGUCUACUUCUUAGCGGCGGGUUGUACUACAUUCAUUUUUUGUGUUUCUCCUUAACUUUAAAUGUAUCAGGUAAACAACAACAAACCAUCACAGAAGGGCAACUACCCAAUGGCGAGGGAUUAUUCUCUUUGAGCUUGUUCGCGUUGACCUGCCCUCUAUUUGGCAAGAAAAGAGGUCUACUGCCAGACAGUCGCCACGAAAACUGCGGUCGGCGUAACGUGUGCACCACGGCAAGGGUGCGAGCGGU